AUGGACCACCAUCCAGAGGCCAUAGCGAAGAAACGCGCCGAGCGAGCGCGACGGAAGCACGAGGCGAGUGCCAAGCCGCUGGAGGAGGAUCCCGUCAAUACGAAAGAGGCGAUUGUGCGUCGUUCAUGGAUGCCUGUCAACUCGCAUGCAAGCGCAGGUGCACGACGCGUGCGUAUCGUGAGCUGGAAUAUGCUGGCGCAGUGCCUCGUGCGUCGCGAGCUCUUCCCUGGAAGUGACUGUCUGAAACUGCGCACGCGUCUGCCUGGCAUCGUUGCCGAGCUAACAGAGACAGAUUACGACAUUGGCUGCUUUCAGGAAGUCGACUCGCUGGAAGACAUCGGCCCUCCCUUGACACGGGCGGGGUACGACUAUGUGUAUGAGCGUGGCUACAAGGAGAAGAAGCAUGGUCUCAUGAUUGCUUGGCGACAAAGUCCAGGGGCGCGUACCUCGUUCGGUGCCCCUGUGUUCCGAAAGAUGGUGCGACUCGAUGAAGCCAUGCUCACCCAGGGCACAUCCUCGCUCACACGCAUCACGCGCAACAUCAUGCUGGUCCUUGCCUUGCCGUUUGCGUCUGGUGAUGGCGGUGUGCUGGUGGCUACAGCGCAUCUGUUCUGGCACCCACGAUACGCGUUUGAGCGCGCGCGCCAGGCGGCUGUCAUCAUGCAAGAGCUGAAUGCACUGCGUCGUGGGCAGGAGGCUUGGGCUUCCUGGCCAGUCGUGCUCGCUGGAGACCUGAAUGACCAGCCGCACUCGUCCACGUACUCUCUGCUCACAGGCCAGGCCGAGCGCUACCGCGACCGUAUCUGGACGGACUUGAUGCCGUCUCGUGUCGUGCAUACGUCCGUGGACGAGCUCCGUGGACUGCGAACUGUGCACUAUGCCUCGACCGUCACAGAAUCGGGUGACGAAGACCGUGUGCUCGGGCGGCACCGCCCUCCCGAGGACGAGGAGCUGUGCACGCCCGAUGACCUGAUCCAGCUCGCUCAGCUGUCGUCGACGCGCCCGCACUUUCAGAGCGCGUAUGGAUCAGCGUAUGACCAGCUGGCGCCCCAUGCUGAAUUCUUUUGUGACCGCGGCACAGCGCCUGAACGGUAUGACCAGACCGAAUCACCGAUGCCGACGGAUCCUCGUCAGCUCCAGAGUCACGAGCCGAAGUGGACGCUCCACUCGACCUUGUUCCGCCUGAGCCUGGAUUAUAUCCUUGUAGCGCCCCGCCUGGACGAAGCGGAUGUCCCUGUCAUUACAGCGCUCCUCCCUCUCCAUCCCGAACAUGUGCUGCAGCCGGGCAUCCCCCGCCAAAAGGUAUGCAGCUCGGAUCACGUCAUGCUGGGGGCCGAAGUAGCGUUGUAA
This is a messenger RNA of Malassezia restricta, 1350 nucleotides long. Its product is annotated as RNA exonuclease NGL2. The coding region runs from base 1 to 1350 and encodes 449 amino acids. The record is from RefSeq and is a predicted model, not a curated record. Lineage: Eukaryota; Fungi; Basidiomycota; Malasseziomycetes; Malasseziales; Malasseziaceae. The transcript has a single exon. Gene Ontology annotation, molecular function: poly(A)-specific ribonuclease activity.